AAGGUAACAAGUGAUUAUGCUGCGUAAGGUCGCACUGGUGGUAGACCACCGCACCUUGGUUGUAUGGCCGGGCUCGGCAUUUGCGUAUAAGUUGCCGGUGGUUAAACACCGCCAAUGGCCGAUUUCCUCAACACCUCCCUCCCCAUACAUACACUUCUCAGUUCAUUUUGGCAGAAUUUGGUCUGGAAUUUAUAGGCGGAUAAUGAUGUGAUAGAAGAAAAAGACAUGAUGCCAUGAAUACGCACUGCAAACCUUUUAACAGGAAUAACAGGAAUAACAUCAACAACGCGGGAAUGAAUCCCGACAUCGCUCGUUCAUCCGGCGGAUCUGUCACGUGGGCCGUCGGCCGAGGUUGGAGCUGAGACCGGCCCUAGCCGGUACCGCGCCGAGCUUUGCCAUGACGACUUGGCCGGCCCUUGUGAACGCCUCGCCGCCCUCGACAACUUCAAUUUCGCAUUGAACAACACCCAUACAACAUGUCAGCACUACGGAUCCUCGUGCCUGUCAAACGGGUCAUCGACUAUGCUGUCAAGCCUCGAGUUAACAAGGCCCAAACGGCCGUCGAAACAGCCGGUGUCAAGCACUCAAUGAACCCGUUCGAUGAGCUGUCCGUUGAGGAGUCAGUGCGUAUCCGAGAGAAGAAGCGUUCGCCCGGUGGUGUCGAGGAUAUCUGCGUUAUCUCUGCUGGUCCUCCUAAGGCGCAAGACGUGCUGCGAACAGCCAUGGCCAUGGGCGCAGACCGAGGAAUCCACGUCGAGCUCAAGGACGGAGAUGAGCUAGAGCCUCUCACAGUAGCAAAGAUCCUCCAAAAGGCCGUGGAACAGCAGAAGAGCAACCUAGUGAUUCUGGGCAAGCAGAGCAUCGAUGAUGAUGCGGCACAGACCGGCCAAAUGCUUGCAGGUCUCCUGGGGUGGCCUCAGGCUACACAGGCUAGCAAGAUCGAGUUCGGUGCUGAUGAUAAAGUCACUGUGACAAAGGAGGUUGACGGUGGUGUCGAGACAGUGAGCGCCAAGUUGCCUAUGGUCAUCACGACAGACCUGCGACUCAACGAGCCCCGCUAUGCCAGCUUGCCUAAUAUCAUGAAGGCCAAGAAGAAGAAGUUGGAGAAGACAAAGCUUGAGGAUUUUGGAGUGGAUGGUGUGAAGCGCCUUAAGACACUCAAGGUCAUUGAACCCCCAGCUCGCCAGGGAGGUGGCAAGGUUGAGGAUGUUGGUGGUUUGGUUAGCAAGCUGAAGGAGCUUGGUGCAUUGUAAAUGACAAAACAAAUAGUGAACAUGAUAAAGCCGAAGGCCAUUAGAAUUGACUAACGCUGAUUGGAGUAUUCUUGCUAUUAUGAAGUGUAGAAUGAAAAUUACAAGAGGCGAGUCUGCAUAAGUUACUGUUCUCCAAUUUGCCGGAAGCUCCCAUUAAUACGCUUGCGACCCGAAAUAGAGCUGGAGCAACUGUCUUUUUUUAGUAUUUAUAUAUAUAUUUGGUUUUGUCACACAACCAACACCUAAUGCUUAUCGCCUAUUCAAGGAG
Fusarium verticillioides 7600 is the source of this 1521-nucleotide messenger RNA. RefSeq names its product electron transfer flavoprotein beta subunit. The record is from RefSeq and is a predicted model, not a curated record. The transcript is spliced from 3 exons. Gene Ontology annotation, cellular component: cytosol. Bases 477 to 1253 code for a protein of 258 amino acids. Gene Ontology annotation, molecular function: electron transfer activity. Lineage: Eukaryota; Fungi; Ascomycota; Sordariomycetes; Hypocreales; Nectriaceae.